AUGCAUUUCAUCCUAGCCGGGCAAUGCUCAAGGAAGGGAAUCACCGGCCGGCUGUUCAGCGCUGGCUACAAAUACCUCUCCAAGGCGCCCGGCUCCGCAACCAGCUCCUCAUCCACCCCCGAGCACCGCUACAACCCCACCACCUGCUCAUCCCUCUUGCCCUCAAAUACCCCUUGCUCAUCAUCAUCCUCUCUUACUAGGUAUCCCCACCAAAGCCAAGAAGCCCAAACCCGCCGUCUGGCCGACUUCUCAUUCAUGCUAGGCGGCUACAAGUUUGCCAGCCAGAUGUACAACUAUCUGCGCAAGGACACAUUCAACGACCAAGCCUGGUCGUGGCGCUAUAUAUACACCAUCCUGGCCGCCCAUCGCUACGCGUCUGCCAAGCAGAACUGGCUCUUGAAGGUCUGCCUCCAACAGGCACCCCAGUUUGUCGGCUGGGCGCGGAUCAAAGAGUACAUCGACCACAAGAUGGCUCACAUGGCUGAGCUCAACGCCAAUUGGCCCGCGGCGCUUGUCCGCUACUGGAACGUGCUGCGGCGAAGGAUCCUCUCGGGCGCUGGAGAUGCGGACAAUGAUGAGCUCUAUCUCACCAAAUUCAGAGUGCUGUAUCCAAGGGCUAUCAAGGCCAAUCCGUCCCUGGAACUCCCAAGGAUCAAGGAUAUCUCCCUGUUCGACGUCGAGCGCUGCAAGAUCCGUGUGCCCCACCAGAACCAUCUUCGGGUGUAUCCAGACAUUGAUCCAGCCAUGUGGGAAGAGCUCGGCGCACAAAUGUGA
This is a messenger RNA of Puccinia triticina, 774 nucleotides long. RefSeq lists its product as uncharacterized. The coding region runs from base 1 to 774 and encodes 257 amino acids. The record is from RefSeq and is a predicted model, not a curated record. The transcript has 4 exons. Gene Ontology annotation, cellular component: phagophore assembly site; TRAPPIII protein complex; cytoplasmic vesicle. NCBI's taxonomy places the organism in Eukaryota, Fungi, Basidiomycota, Pucciniomycetes, Pucciniales, Pucciniaceae. Gene Ontology annotation, biological process: protein localization to phagophore assembly site; endoplasmic reticulum to Golgi vesicle-mediated transport.